Molecule: messenger RNA, 1149 nt
Organism: Miscanthus lutarioriparius
Lineage: Eukaryota; Viridiplantae; Streptophyta; Magnoliopsida; Poales; Poaceae
Source: the annotation of a GenBank genome assembly
AUGACGAUGACGGAGAAGAUCCUGGCGCGGGCGUCGGAGCGCGCGGCGCUGGAGCCUGGGGAGAACGUGUGGGUGGACGUGGACGUGCUCAUGACGCACGACGUCUGCGGCCCCGGCACCAUCGGCAUCUUCAAGAAGGAGUUCGGGGAGGACGCCAAGGUCUGGGACCGCGAGAAGGUCGUCAUCAUCCCGGACCACUACAUCUUCACCAGCGACGAGCGCGCCAACCGCAAUGUCCAUAUCCUCAGGGACUUCUGUGUGGAGCAGAACAUCAAGUACUUCUAUGACAUCAAGGACCUCAGCAAUUUCAAGGUGCCCCCUACUAUCAGGUUUGUAUUAGACGGAGAAAUGCCGCCUUAUUUACUUGCGAAGGAUCUGAUUUUGCAAAUUAUUGGUGAGAUUUCAGUAUCUAGUGCAACCUACAAAUCAAUGGAGUUUGUUGGAUCAACUGUAGAAAGUCUAACUAUGGAAGAGCGUAUGACACUAUGCAACAACAUGGUUAUUGAAGCUGGUGGAAAGAACGGUGUUGUGCCUGCUGAUGAAACUACAUUUAAAUACCUUGAGGGUAAGGCAUCGGUUGAUUAUGAACCUGUCUGCAGUGAUGCUCAGGCCAGAUUUUUUAGUGACUACCGUUUUGAUGUAUCAAAACUGGAGCCAGUAGUUGCCAAGCCACAUUCGCCUGACAACCGUGCUCUAGCAAGAGAAUGCAAAGAUGUCAAGAUCGACCGAGUCUAUAUUGGUUCUUGCACUGGUGGUAAGACUGAGGACUUCCUUGCUGCUGCAAAGGUGUUCUUAGCCUCGGGAAAGAAGGUUAAAGUUCCCACAUUUCUUGUCCCUGCUACACAAAAGGUGUGGAUGGACGUAUAUAGCCUCCCUGUACCAGGCUCUGGUGGCAAAACUUGCUCCCAGAUAUUUGAGGAGGCUGGUUGUGAUACACCAGCAAGUCCUAGCUGUGGUGCUUGUUUGGGUGGCCCUCGUGAUACAUAUGCACGGAUGAAUGAACCUAUGGUCUGCGUGUCUACUACGAACAGGAACUUCCCGGGCAGGAUGGGACACAAGGAAGGGCAGAUCUACCUGGCGUCUCCCUACACUGCAGCUGCCUCAGCCCUGACAGGGUACGUUACGGACCCCCGAGACUUCCUCAUGUAA